Molecule: messenger RNA, 213 nt
Organism: Adineta ricciae
Lineage: Eukaryota; Metazoa; Rotifera; Eurotatoria; Adinetida; Adinetidae
Source: the annotation of a GenBank genome assembly
AUGGGACGUAAUUCAUUUCUUCUACUUAUUAACCUUCAUUACUGGUUCAAAUAUCAAACUCUGAAGCUCAGUCUAUCGUACAAACGCUGUCGUUACAACAUACGAAAUUAUCGACCAUAUAAAGCGUAUCAAUCAAGCAUAAGCAAUGGUUUUCACGCACAGAGCGUAUAUAUAAUGCUGAACAUUGCACUAUUCAUGAUCUUCAACAUUUGA